Messenger RNA from Macrosteles quadrilineatus (aster leafhopper), 2941 nucleotides. RefSeq names its product palmitoyltransferase ZDHHC16. Gene Ontology annotation, molecular function: palmitoyltransferase activity. The coding region runs from base 294 to 1394 and encodes 366 amino acids. Gene Ontology annotation, biological process: protein palmitoylation. The transcript has 9 exons. The record is from RefSeq and is a predicted model, not a curated record. Lineage: Eukaryota; Metazoa; Arthropoda; Insecta; Hemiptera; Cicadellidae. Gene Ontology annotation, cellular component: Golgi apparatus.
UUAUCAUGGUUAGUCUAUAAUUAUAUCAAUGUUUCUGUCAUUUGUUACCGCCGAAUUUAAUGGAAAGUUUCGACCAAUUUAGCAACAAAUUCUGUUAAAGUAGGCCUCUAAAUUCGCUCUGUUGUUAAUCAUUAAGUUGUAUGGCCCUUUAGUGUACGGUUAAGUUAUUUGUCAUUCUAGGUUAAGUUAAUUCCGAUUGUUUCUUCCAUGAUUGAACCUAAUAUUAGCUAGGGCCUAACUUAAUUUGUUUACAAUAUUCAGUCCAGUCAUAUUCGAGACCCUAAGACACCCAAAUGGGAAGAACUUUAAGGAACAUCACGAGUAAAACAAGGCCAAACAUGAUGAUUUACUUUACUUAUGUCAAAUUAUGCUUUAACUCCCUAUUCUGCAACAAACAUCUUGACCAAAGUUACGCAGCUGAUGUGUUGAUGGAGCCCAUGAUAUGGUUUGUCGACAACUUCACAAAAUGUUUGGGACCUCUGUUUGUUACUUGCGUGGUAGCCCUGAUGGGGGCAGUGAUUGUGAUCAGCUAUUGGAUUGGUCUACCUUACUGGUGGGACAGGGACUGGCGUGUAACUGUAGGCCUGCUACUGGUUGGCCAUUGGUUACUUAUCAACACGUUGUUUAAUUACUACAUGGGUGUUGUCACACCUCCAGGAUACCCUCCUCAGGAUACACUGAUCCCAGAAGCAGUCAGUAUCUGCAAGAAAUGCAUUGCCCCCAAGCCUCCCCGGACCCAUCACUGCUCUGUGUGUAACCGUUGUGUGCUGAAGAUGGAUCAUCACUGUCCUUGGCUCAACAAUUGUGUUGGCCAUUACAACCACAGAUACUUCUUCAUGUACAUGGUCUACAUCGUGGCAAGCACUCUCUUCAUCAUGGUGUUUGGAUUUGAGCUGGCGUACACUGAGGUGUGGCUGGAGGAAAGGAUUGAUGAGGACCUGGUCGGUCAUCCUGUUCGGUUUAACAACACCGGCUCUGAACCUGUGGUAGAGUGGGAUGAGGAGAUGGAGAGUCGGUCGUCAGGAAAGCCUGAGCCCCAGUGGCGCAGAAGAUCCAUCAUCUUUAUGGCGUUUAUUUGUAGUGGUGCGUUUGUAGCGCUCUUGUUUCUUGCCAUUUGGCAUGCUAAACUGAUAUCAAGAGGAGAGUCAAGCAUUGAAGCACAUAUAAAUAAAUCUGAAACUAAGAGACUCGCUAAACAAAAUAAGCUCUACAUUAAUCCAUAUAAUUUUGGAAAAUGGAGAAAUUGGAAGAGGUUUCUUGGUUUGGAAAGAGGAAGAUCCUGGAGACACAUUCUACUGCCCUCCACUCACAAGCCUGAAGGAGACGGACUGACCUGGGACACAGUGUUCUGUGAUACCGAGGGGCUGCUACUGGGGCAUAGCAAAGUCAGUUGACUACACAACCUCUGGAGACUGAUCAAACUGUUGGCACAACUCUGCUGAAACAGAGCUUUGGGUGUUGCGGUUAAGGGUGUUGCACGUAAAGUGUUUGUGUUGGGGUGUUGGUUUUGAGCAAAACCAACUUGAAGGUAAAGUAGUGAGGUAUUGUGCCAACGAGAGGAGCACAUUUACCCACUGUUGUAUGAGGUGCAACUUAGUUUCAUAUUGCUAUAAUUUGAAACAAGGUUUUCCUGCAGAGUAAGUUGUUUUGCUUUGAGUGCAAUGAUCCAUUUACAUGGAUCAUCCAGUUGAUUAAUUUCAAAGCCUAGUAUGUUUGAAAGUAUAAGAAUUAUAACAGUAAAAGUCAGUUUAACAAAAUAUGGGUUAUUUGAAACGUUAACUAUCGGAAGUCAUUAUAUAGGGCAACGUACCCAUGGGAACCCUUAUGGAUUUAUGUAUCAGCAUCAGUAGAAACUAGAUAAUUUUGUUAUUGUUAUUUAUGUUGUCAACUGUGAUUUGCGUGCCCCGCCAAUUCAAGAUUUCUACAACAGAACUGGGGAUUAUUGCAAACAGUGCUAUAGAUUGGUAUAUGUGAUGUAAAGUAGUUUUGUUGGCCACUUCACCAAAAACUUAAGGCAAAGACAUAACAAUUGGUGGUAUUGGUCACACUGUUGAAUCCGACUAAGCAAAAAUUGGUAGGCGGGUACAACAAAGGGUGUUUGGUAGAGGGGUAGUGGGUUUUUGCAGGAAUUGACCAAGAAACAAAGGAAACGUUUUUGGUACCAGUUGACAGCAAGGAUAGAGACAUGUUGUUGGCUAUAGUCAAACAACUUAUUUUACCUGGGACCAAAAUCAUUAGAGACUGAGGGUGCUUAUAACUGUUUGGGGAUUUGGAAAGAUGUUGCAUUUGCUGUGUUUAAUACAGUGUGAUAGGCCCAAAUACUUAUUAAUCAACACACGUUUGGCUGAUCAAGAAGUUAUCAAAUACUUAUUACUUAAUGAAUCAAGUAUGGAUUACGGAUACUAUUGCACACACUUAGAUUUUUGCCAACUGUAUUUGAACUCUGUCAGUAUGUCAAUUAUAAUUCAGCUAAACUCAAGGUCCUUUUUGUUAGUCCUACCUUUUUGCAGAGAUGUUUUUUUUUUAUAUUUAAAUGCAAACACUCUGCCACACAGAUGUUCUUAUGCAUGAGUGUACGAUUUGCCUUACUUAGUUUGAAGAUAUUCACGUUAAAUAAAGUGUGCUCUGAAACUAUAUUUGUAUUUUUGUGUUUUACAAGCCAAAUUUUCAGAAACAAAUGAAAGGGUGCUUACUGUAUAUUCAGUAGUUUGUUUACCUUAACGAAUUUCACUUAUAUGUACUAAGUUUAAUUUUUUUAAAGAACACUUUUCAGGCUUGCCCUUAUUUGUUCAAGAAUAUUAUUAAGAUAGUCACAUGGUUAACUUGCAAACACAGUUCUAAGAAAAAUCUCACCACUUAUUAUUCUUUGAUUUGUUUGCAGUUAUGUAAUUUUAUACUGUGAAAUAGUUUAUAAAUUAUUCUACAUGAAUGAACAAACUUA